CGCCUCUAUCGCGUCAGGGUGUGGCAACCGAGACAGAGACUGUUGAAGAACCGCGGACGAUCCAGCUAACAACAACUCCAGACGACCAGCGACCAGGCGACCAGACUACCAGGCGGGGUUAUAUCUAUUGCGAAACCUCCCAAGUCGACCGAGGCGAGACAUGGCUACAGAGGUCACUAUAGGCGACAGGAUAGAGAGCUGUAGAUAGAGUCCCUUUGUGCCGUAUUUCCGUUUCGGGCAAUAUCUCUCCCUCUCGUCGCCGAUUUGCUCACAACCACUCCGCCGCGGAACAUCCCUACUUCUUGCUCCUCCUAACCAUCCCAACCUCGCAAUUUCCUACCUAUCCACCAUUAAACUAUAUCCGCUAGCAGAAUCUAGCAAUAUCCUGCCUGUAUCGUCCAACUAGACUAUCAGUAACGGUCAAUUUUCGGCCCUGCCAUGCAGCUCAUCAGCCUCUCGACCAUGGCGUCGAAUUUCGCCGUCAACCCACCAACUGGGGCCAUCGACGGUGCCACUCGUCCCCAGGCGCUCAGACGGGAUGCUGACGGCUCUCCCCGAAAACGAAGAAAACUAUCGGAAUCUACCCUCGAACCCGAUACCUCAGAUAUUCGCCCUUCAACGACUUCGCUACCAGAUGCCUCGCAGUCACAGCAGGACUCAGAAGAGACUACUGUAGACGAUAACAUGUCCAUGAUCCCAUCUCCACGUCAAGCGGAUAAAAAUAUUGCCCCGUUUCUUACCAAGCAUAUCCGUGAUCACUACGCGCCAAUGAAUCGAUUCGAACCGCAAAAGAUUGAACGGAAUCCCAAUUCUAAGUACUGCUACCGACACAGGCCGGACCUAAAAUGUCGACGCCAAGCGGACGAGUUGACAAUGGACCAGAUGCAACAGGAACUGCACACCCUCUCCCAAGCUGACCAACGAAGUAUCGCCCACUUCUGGUCUAUGUUUUCCGCCGCUCCGUCCAAACACCGAAACCUAAUGCUGCAGGGUCUUCUUGCUCAAUGCUGUUUCCCUCAGCUCUCCUUUUUGUCUGCUAGCGUUCGCGACCUGAUCAGAAUCGAUUUUCUUGCUGCCCUACCAACGGAGAUAUCUUUCAAAAUCCUUUCCUACUUAGACACAGUAUCGUUGUGUAAAGCGGCGCAGGUCUCGCGGCGUUGGAAAUAUCUUGCUGACGAUGAUGUCGUUUGGCAUAGGAUGUGUGAACAACACAUUGAUCGCAAAUGCCAAAAGUGUGGAUGGGGUUUACCGCUUCUGGAUCGAAAGAGACUCCGAGAUUCUAAACCCCAGAUUCAAAUGCGGGCUACUGGACGCGGUGUAGAGAAGGAACCGUUAAAUGCCAUGACAGAAAAAGAUCACGACCUAAAAACCUCUGGGAAGCAACUCUCAAUCCUGUCAAAUUCGUCGAAAAGAUCACAAUCUCCAGGCAAUUGGCAUUCAGGCGCUGAAGACUAUUUCAAAACUCGAUUCCGACCAUGGAAAGAUGUGUACAAGGAUCGAUUCAAAGUCGGCAUCAACUGGAAGCACGGUCGUUGCACCACGAAGAUAUUCAGAGGCCACACGAAUGGUGUUAUGUGUUUACAGUUCGAGGACAAUAUUCUGGCUACGGGAUCAUACGAUACCACCAUCAAAAUCUGGGAUACCGACACAGGGCAGGAGUUACGCACUCUACGUGGUCAUCAAUCCGGAAUUAGAUGUCUCCAGUUCGAUGACACCAAGUUGAUCAGUGGUAGUCUUGACCGGACUAUUAAAGUUUGGAAUUGGCGCACCGGAGAGUGCAUUUCGACCUAUACGGGCCACCAAGAUGGAGUUAUCUGCCUCCACUUCGAUUCCACAAUCCUUGCCUCCGGCUCGAUGGACAACACAGUAAAGAUAUGGAACUUCGAAGAUAAAUCAACUCGCGUCCUCCGCGGCCACAAUGACUGGGUCAACUCUGUCAAAGUAGACACGGCCUCUCGUACGGUAUUCACCGCCUCGGACGAUCUGACCGUCCGCCUCUGGGAUCUCGAUACAGGCAAUGUCAUCCACUCCUACGAAGGCCACGUCGGGCAUGUCCAACAGGUCCUCCCACUACCGCGUGAAUUCGAAUUCGAGGAACACGACGCUGAAUGCGCAGAUGACGGCCAAAGCACGACUUCAGGUGAUGAAUUUCACCACCACCACCACGAUCCUUCAUCUGACCAACAGCACCAGCUUCGGCCCGCCCGUUCCCCUCCACCCUCACACUCGAUGUCACCAUUAUUUAACGAGUUAUUCAAAGAUGGACGCCCCUAUCCGCCACGAUACAUGCUCACGGCCUCUCUCGACUGCACCCUUCGCCUCUGGGAGGUAACCACCGGGCGAUGUCUGCGGACAUUCUUCGGCCAUGUAGAAGGUGUAUGGGCUCUGGGCGCAGACACUCUACGUCUUGUCUCUGGUGCGCAAGACAACAUGUCUAAAGUCUGGGAUCCUCGCACUGGGCGGUGUGAGCGGACUUUUACAGGCCACCAUUCAGGCCCGAUCACUUGCAUUGGCCUGAGCGAUAGCCGUUUUGCGACUGGCAGUGAAGAUUCUGAAGUUCGCAUGUAUAGUUUCAGAAGCUGAGGGAUUUGUCUGUCGAUAUUGGUUUUCUUGGAUAUUAAGGGCGGUUUCUUUUAUAGAAAUCCGGUUCUGUUGGGGCUUCGCACCGGUUUGCGGUCAGGAGUUUACUGUUCUUGUCCCAAAAUUGCAUAGUCGGUCGGGGCCGGGGGGCUUCUGCUUAGUCAAUGCAUAUAUAGGUCUUCCGUUUUUACAUACCACCAUUUGUCUUUGUUACAUAUUACUAUUAAUUCUGUUUUUCGGUGUUUUUUUAAAAAAAAAGAAGAAAUGAAUUAAAAAAAAGAAAUGAAAGAAAAGGAAAAGAAAAGAAAAGGCUUUGCAAAUGAGUGCACAUCAGGCUCGUGUGUUAUGUACAGCAAAGAACAAGGGCACCUUAUCCCAGCACAUACAUGGUUGUUGGGUUAUAAAUUAUAUAUAUCUAGAUAUAUAGCCUCUGUCAUACAUAUUUCACAGUUCAUUAUAUCAAUAUCCAUACAUUUGUUUGUUAAAUAUUGUGAAAGGUUUUGAAACACUGAGAAAUAUCAGUACUUCCCUCAGAGGUUAUGGGAAACCCUGUCCUUGAAUUCAUGCAAGGAUACAUCUUAUGAGAAAUGCAUUUUCUCUUCUAAAUGUUUGAUUUGUUUCCUUCAAUGAAGUGGAUAGGUACAAACCAUGUGUCUAAUACAUCACACUGUCUGUGAAUCCAUUGCAGCUACUCGCAUUUGCUUCUCUAGAGGCAUAUUUAAUGAUUUAACUAACAUGAGUGAAAUAUCCUGCACAAUUCUACGAUCAACUACCCAAGCGACUUCCAAAGUUUGCCCAGUCUAUCAAUGAGUAUAAAAGGGGUGCGUAUUCAUUUCUUAGUUUCAUACAUAACUUCGAGUUACAUCUAUCUACCCACACAUACCUAGGGAUAUAAAGCAGGCACAGCAGAAGAAUAAGAACUGUUCUCCUUUCUCUUUCCCAUUCUACGAUAUCGAUCAUUCUGUCUUUUUUUCUUUUUUUCUU
This is a messenger RNA of Blastomyces dermatitidis ER-3, 3564 nucleotides long. Its product is annotated as E3 ubiquitin ligase complex SCF subunit sconB. NCBI's taxonomy places the organism in Eukaryota, Fungi, Ascomycota, Eurotiomycetes, Onygenales, Ajellomycetaceae. The transcript has 2 exons. Bases 439 to 2583 code for a protein of 714 amino acids. Gene Ontology annotation, molecular function: protein binding. The record is from RefSeq and is a predicted model, not a curated record.